AUGUCAGCUCAACUCAAGUCUAUUGAUCCUUCCAACAAUAUCAGUAUCGCAUACAUCAUAUCAUUGGAUCGACUCAAGGAAGCUAAAGGACAUGACAGGAUAGCUACGGCACAGCCUGCUUGCUAUCUACGCGCCCCUGAAAAGAAAGCGCAUGUCUUCUGCAUAACUGCAUCAAGCGUCGAAGCUCAGCCUCAAAAUAAUGGCCAGAUCUUCAAGCACGGACCAAGGCGUGAUUGA
Molecule: messenger RNA, 237 nt
Organism: Letharia lupina
Lineage: Eukaryota; Fungi; Ascomycota; Lecanoromycetes; Lecanorales; Parmeliaceae
Exons: 2
Coding region: 1-237 (78 amino acids)
Source: RefSeq, a predicted model, not a curated record